Molecule: messenger RNA, 2724 nt
Organism: Centruroides sculpturatus (bark scorpion)
Lineage: Eukaryota; Metazoa; Arthropoda; Arachnida; Scorpiones; Buthidae
Product: POTE ankyrin domain family member B2-like
Exons: 1
Coding region: 246-2597 (783 amino acids)
Molecular function (GO): protein binding
Source: RefSeq, a predicted model, not a curated record
UAUUAAUGCAUUGUAGCAUCAAUAAUUGUUUCAACAACAAUCGAUAAGAAAAUAAGCUCAUAUUGUUCGCAUCUGCUGUCUGCCAAUAUUUUAAAGUAAUUGUGAGUGCUCCCCGCCUCUUUAUUCUUCUGGAAAAAAUAUUGUUAAAAUAAUUAAUAUUGAUUUGGAUAACAAUAUACUAAAGCGAAAAGAUCUGAAGAAGCUUCUCAAAAGUUUUCGGUGACAUAAACCAUUAAAUAAAAAUUAUGGCAGCACCUUCUGUACCAGAAACCUAUGCUGGUUAUACUGUAGACAUCAAAAAUCAGAAAAAAACUUUCACGAAGUUGCAUCUCGCGUGUUGGUUGGGUAAGGAGAGCGAUGUUAGGAAAUGUUUGAAGUCAAUACCAUGGGACAGCAAAGACGAUGAAAAGCGAACUCCAUUACAUUUAGCGGCAGCAAAAGGAAAUGUUGCAGUCAUCGAAAUUCUGCUUGAAAAAAAUCCUAAUGUAAAUGAUCAAGAUAUCAAUGGGAAAACGCCACUAAUGAAAGCCAUUGAGGGUUAUCAUGAAAAAGCUGUAUAUUUACUGAUUCAAGCAAAUGCAGAUGUUAAUUUGACAGACAGAGGAGAAAAUACAGCGAUUCAUAUAGCGCUGAAAACUGGCCAAUACGAUGUUGCACAACAUAUGCUUCAGUAUACAACUGAAGUUAAUAUUGCUAACAAAGAUGGAAUUACUGCACUUCAUAUCUUAGCUGAAACUAAGUGUGUGAAGCUAGCAAAAAGAUUUAUACACCACGGAGCCAGUGUGGAAUCAAAAGAUAAAAAACUGAGGACCCCUCUUAUGCUCGCUUGUAAGAAAGGUUAUUUUCCGAUGAUAUCGCUUCUUCUGAAGAACAGGUCGGAUGUAACUGCAGAAGACUCCAAGGGAUGGACUGCUUCUGAUUAUGCUUCGAUUGCGAAACAUACACAAGUAAUAAAUAUCUUAGAGCAACAUGUUAGAAGUGGUAUAAAUACAUUUACUGACGAAAAAGAAUCGGAGAGUAGCACAACUACAGAUGAAAGCGAAGAGACGGAAGAUAUAAAACGCAAAAGGAAAAUAAAGCAUAAAGCCUCACUCGAAAGAACUGUUCCUAUUCUAUUCGAAACAGAUGAAGUUUUAUUUCAAAGAGAAAAGGCUAAGAAACGGCGUCAUCAUAAAAAAGGAGAAAAAUAUCGAUCAGAAAUCGGUAUCCAUAAAUCAAUAUCGAAACUAGGCGAGCAAAAAAUUGAAGAUGAGGGGAAAACAGAAGGUCAACCUUUAGCUGUUCCAGAUAUAGCAACUAUACAGUUAUCUGCUAAUCAGUGGGGAGAUAUUCAAUCAUGGCUUAAUCGUCAGCAAGAUAUUGACCGGAAAAAACGAGAGCAAUGCGAACAGUUAACAGAACAUGUUAAAAGACUUUUGGCCGAAAAAAAAGAGCUAAUCGCUACUAAAGAACAUCUGGAAAAAAAAUUCACAAAACUGAAGGAAAGUUUUGAUAAUGUUGCUAGUAAAAAAGAAGCUGAAAUUUUGCAGAAUGAAUUGAUUGUUUUGAGAAAAGGCUUAGACGACUUGCAAACAGAGCACAGUAGGAUUCAAAAAGAGAAAGAGAUACUAGAACGAAAGUUAGAUGAUCAACAAAAGACUGAAAAAAAAUCAGGUGCAGCCCUAGCAGAGAAAGCAGAACAACUAAAAAAUAAAAAUCAAGCCCUUCGAGAUGAACUAACUGAUAUUGAAAAUUAUUCUCGAACAAUUAUCGAAGAUAUAAAUAAAAAAUGCAAAAUGGCAGAUGAAUUAGUGAAUCAUCUAAAAGUUUUGUUGAGAGGCACUUACAAACUUUUAGAAGAAAAGCACACACAAACGAAUAAAGCUAUGAACGAAUUAAUAAUACAAGAAAAUCUAAUAAACGAUGCCAAAGAAAGUAACGUGCAAGUCAAAGAAGAGAAUAUGCAAGUGGGAAGAAGUAUUGGCGAACUGGGAAUGAAGAUCAGUUUGGUGAAAAAAUAUUUAACAAAAAUUCAAAAACAGAUGGAAAAACAAUCACUGAUGAAAAAGCUUGUGAGCGCCGGCGUCAUGAAUGAACAAGGUGAAGAUAUUAAUAAAACUGUCAUUCAAACUGUAGAUAGCGAAGAGAUCAGGAAAAAAGUUGGGCCUUCAAAACAGAAAGGAGAAUCGGAAGAGGGGUCUAAGCAGACGAAUAAACUCAAAAGUAUAAGAAUUAAAGAUAUAGAUUCGAAAGAAGUCGAUGAAUUGGAAGUCGAACCAAAAAUAAAGGAAUUAGCAUCUCAGAAAAUGGAUCCCACAGGCUUAAUGUUUCCAAAUGUGGAUGGUCCAACAAUAUGCAAGACGUCAACCCAAGCUGUUCGAUAUUCGUUGUUAAAUGAAAAAGACGAGGUUACAUUGGAAGAUCUUGAUUUCUGUCGUAAAAACUAUCUUUCUACUAAAACACCAGCUUCUCUUCCUUACGGCAACGACAUAGAGGCUUCUGACACGAAAACAGGACCCACUACUGAUGACGAAAUACCAGUCUCUUUGCAAGCUAAACUAGCUUGCGUCAUUGCUAAAUACAGUUAUUGUGAUGAAAAUGACAAAAAACCGACUUAAAUUCUCAACAAUUGAAUUAAAAUCUAAAAAAUAAUUUAACAUUAAUCAAAAUCGAAGAAUUAUUCGGAUUUGUGAAAUAAAAUAAAUAAAACAAAAUUGCUAUAUCAUUAAAUUGAUAAAAUUCAUA